CGCUCCACUUAUAAGGUUCAACGCUCAGCCAACUCAUAUACGUGUUAUUCCAUUUCUGCUUUAAAGCGGUGUGCUUUAAUAUUUUUCACAUCAUAGUUUAUCUUCAUUUGCGGUGAUCCUAUCGUGAAAGGUUAUAGAAGUGAACUUUCAGAUGAGGAUGAGAAUUCAUGGAUAUGUUGGCCUAGUAAUAGGCGUGGUUCUGGCAUUCAGCAACUCUGUUGACGCUAAAAAAGUAGUAUGCUACUAUAGUUCUUGGGCUGCCUAUAGAGAUGCGCCUGUAACCUACAAAGUUGAGAAUAUUCCUGCCUCUAAGUGUACUCAUAUAAUCUAUGCAUUCCUCGGAGUCAACGAAAAUACAUGGCAGGUCAAAAUUUUGGAUGAAUAUCUGGAUGUAACGCUGAACAGUUUGAGGAGGUUCACGGGUCUGAAGCAGAACAAUCCUGGCCUGAAAACAUUGAUAGCGGUCGGUGGGGGCGCAGAGGGGGCUCAGAAAUACUCCAACCUCGUUUCCAGUAAGGAUCGCCGCGAUAUCUUUGUCAGGAGCCUUGUUGACUUCAUAAAACAGUACAACUUUGAUGGCGUGGACAUGGACUGGGAAUACCCGGGAGCCACUGGCAACCCUCAGGAUCGUGACAAUUUUGUGGCACUCAUGCGUGAGAUACGCACCGCUUUCAACCAACAAAAUGGCGGCGCUUGGGAAAUCACAAUGGCCGUCUCCAUUAAUCCACAAAACGUCCAGGCUGGAUACAAUGUGCCUGAGCUUUGCAGAAUAACGAAUGCAGUUCAUGUGAUGACGUAUGAUAUGAGAGGCAACUGGGCCGGAUUUGCUGAUGUACACAGUCCCUUGUACGGUCGACCUCAGGAUCCACCCAACUAUGCCAAAUUCAAUGUGCAAGACGGCACCCAGCUGUGGCUUUCUAUGGGAUGUCCGGCCGAUAAGUUGGUGGUGGGGGUGCCUUGCUACGGCCAAUCGUUCACCCUGACACCUGGUAACACAAACUAUCAGCCCUACACCCCUGCCAUCAUGAACCGAGGCGGAAAUCCGGGACCUUACUCAAAGACGCCUGGCAAUCUGUUCUAUUACGAGAUCUGCACAUAUGUUCAAAAGAAUGGCUGGACUCAGUCAUGGGCUGAUGGAGCAUUUUGUCCCUAUGCUUAUCAAGGUGACCAAUGGGUGGGCUUCGACAACGAGCGGAGUAUUCAGAUGAAGAUGGACUUCAUAAAGCAGAAGGGACUCGCGGGAGCCAUGAUGUGGUCCAUAGAUCAGGACGACUUCACUGGAAUGUGUGGACCCAAGAACCCAAUCAUCAGCACUGUUCACCGCCAUAUGAGAGGAUAGUAACAUAUAAUAUAAAGGCACAGACACACGAGGCGUUUAUUCAGAGGGUUCUCACGAGAGGUGUAAUGGAAAAUCAAAUAAAAACUUUCAUUACGCUUUUAUUGAGAACUUUAAAAUAUUUUAUUAGAUAUUCUUCAAAUAUUUAAAAUAUUCUUAAAAUAUCUUAAAUAUUUUAAAGCUUUUAAUAAAAGUGUACUAAAAGUUUUUAUUUGAAUCAAGUAGCCCAUGUAAGCGAAGUGAUUUUAUGAAAUGGAAAAUCGAAUAUUAUUUUGAUGAAAGUUGCUUAAGUAUCUGAUAAUAUAUCAUACAGAAAACAUAGCAUAAGAGAAUAUCCCAUGAUAGGGCUUUUAUGUUCACAGAUAUCACUGUUAACUCAAGCCGAUACCGUCACAGCUAACUUGGGAGUUUUCAACUUUGACUUGAAAUUCAGUUGGUUCCAUUAUUAUUUUAAAAGUUUAUUUUCUUGUAUCAAUACUCAGGUCUUCAAUAAUACUUCAAAUAUAUACAUUCAAUUUUAUUAUUAUUCCAACCUGUUCUGAAAAAAAU
Messenger RNA from Nilaparvata lugens (brown planthopper), 1885 nucleotides. Its product is annotated as endochitinase. The record is from RefSeq and is a predicted model, not a curated record. The transcript is spliced from 9 exons. Gene Ontology annotation, biological process: chitin catabolic process; carbohydrate metabolic process. Lineage: Eukaryota; Metazoa; Arthropoda; Insecta; Hemiptera; Delphacidae. Gene Ontology annotation, molecular function: chitin binding; chitinase activity. Bases 152 to 1339 code for a protein of 395 amino acids. Gene Ontology annotation, cellular component: extracellular region.